This is a messenger RNA of Micromonas pusilla CCMP1545, 2712 nucleotides long. RefSeq lists its product as uncharacterized. Lineage: Eukaryota; Viridiplantae; Chlorophyta; Mamiellophyceae; Mamiellales; Mamiellaceae. The transcript has 3 exons. Bases 1 to 2712 code for a protein of 903 amino acids. The record is from RefSeq and is a predicted model, not a curated record. Gene Ontology annotation, cellular component: cytosol; cytoplasm. Gene Ontology annotation, molecular function: phosphatase activity.
AUGAUUGCCGCAAGGCCUUCGCCGCUAUGCCAGAGCCCUAAAAGGGUUUGGAAUAAGCGGCGGUCGUGCCUCUCCAGAAAGGAUUACUCCGUCCGGGGAUGCCGGGAUCGAAAUCGCCUUGAGCUCGCGGCCGCGGCGAACGAGACGGACGGUGCUGUGCUCCUCAUCGGCGGAUGGGACGAGUCCGAGGUCGAACCGCUCACCGAGCUCGUCCGCGCUUUAGCGGAAGAUUUAGAGGUGAGCGAUGCCGUAGGUAUGCUCAUCACACGCGUCGUCGGUGACCGCCUCGCGGUAUCCGCGGAGACCCUCCUGUCGAACCGCGUGGACGUCGGCAGUCAGACGUCGACGUCUUCGUCUGGAGCCACUCUCCCACCAGCGACGCGUUGCGUUCUACUCCGCGGCGAGGCGGCCAAGGCUCUGAUGCCGUACCUACGCUCCGAGAUGUAUGAAGCUGGAUUCUCUCCCGCAGUGUUUGGGGCGUUUACUCCAGCGCACGAUGAGUUACCGCUUGUUGAAGUCGCGACGACCAUCGUGCUCGCGCAUGAAGCUUAUUGGGAUUUGCAGGCAGAACCGAAGGAGGAUGACAUCGUGCCUACGUCAUGGCCUGGAGAGAAGGAAUGGACGCCCAGUGAUACGACCAUUGCAUUACGGGUGUCCACAGAUAAAGCAGUGGUAUUCGACCCUCCCGCGGGGGAUGACGUGAGUGACGCUGUCACGUCACCGGAAGCGUCCCGAAUGAGAGAAGACGUUUCAAACGUUUUGGCCCUUGACGGGGUGGUGGGAGGUGCGCUUCGCAAAGCGUUGCUGGACACGAUAACCCAGCCGGACUGGCCGCACGAAACCGCGGAUAGACCGCCUACACCUCGCUGGGAGCGUGAUACCGACGAUGGCAUCGGCGUUGAUUCUCGCGAACCGUCUAGUUCUGGAGCUCCGCAGCUUCGCGUACCGCCAAAGUCUUGGGGCCUGAGCGAUGAGGCGCUCGAGGAGGUUAGACGGUCGACUCCACUGCGUACCUUUCUCGCUCGCAUCAGUUCUCUUUACCCUGAAUAUCAUGUCAGGAUGAUGCCUGCGGACGCGCUCGAACCAGAUGGUGUGCCCGGUGCUAUGUCAUCAACUUUAGACGGCGAUGGCUCUCAGUCUCGCGUGGGCACUGUGGUGGCGAACGCUGCCGUGUACGGAGACGAGUUCAAAUGGCACUUGGACUGGGACCCGUCAGUGUCGGAGGCAACCUCCCCGUUUGCCGAGCGGUUCGGGAGAUACGUCAACAGAUCGAAAGGGCGGCCGCUUUUCGUUUCUGCUCUAGUAUAUCUCAACGGCCCCAAUCCGUGGACGCCGGAUAUGGACGCGGAGACGAUGUUCCUCGACCCGGACACGGGAACUGGUUUCUUUGUUCGGCCGGCACCAGGACGAGUGAUUCUAAUGGAACAGGAUGUUCUGCACCGCGUCUCGCCACCCUCGAAAUCCGCUGGAGUGCCCCGAUAUUCGCUGGUGCUUAAGUUAUGUUUCUAUCCGAAGACGGCAACGACAGCACCAACCGUGGCCAGAGAUGGUUGGGGGGAACCCACACGUUUCGGUAGCGCGUCGGGGCUCUCGGCGCCACCACAGCUUCUACAGAACGAUUCACAACGCCUCGAAUACGACAAAACUGAUGUGAUUAAGAGAGUGACGUUGGUGAGACACGGUCAAUCAACAUGGAACGAGGAGGGGCGCCUCCAAGGGAGUUCAGACUUUUCAGUGUUGACUCCAAAAGGAGAAGCUCAAGCGGAGAUCACUCGCGAAAUGUUGCAGGAUAAACGCUUCGAUGUGUGUUUUCGCAGUCCCCUUGCCCGUGCUAGUCGAACAGCUGAAGUGAUCUGGGGAUCGCGAAGCGAAGAAAUGGUCGACGUCUCGGAUCUUCGCGAAAUUGAUUUGUACUCGUUUCAAGGCUUGCUUAAGGAGGAGGGAAAGAAAAAACAUGGGGAAUCGUAUGCGGCUUGGAAGACAGACCCUGUAAACUUCGAGAUCGACGGCCAUUUCCCUGUGCGUGAACUUUGGAAACGUGGUGCUGAUUGCUGGGAUACAAUUCUCGAAGCUGACGGUUCUGAUGUUCUCGUCGUGGCGCACAAUGCAAUCAACCAAUCCAUGGUUGCCAAUGCGUUGGGACUAGGACCGGAAUAUUUUCGGCGCCUCGUUCAAAGCAAUUGCGGACUGACCACCCUAGUAUUUCGGCAGUCUAGUACAGAUGAAAAUGCCGCGUUCGUCGUCUUGGAGCAGCUUAAUCAAACACGAGCAGCUCCUCUUGCAGGGAACGCAGACAUGACAAAGAGUCGAGCUGUGUUGAUUUGUUCUUCUGGUUCGCAAGGGGCUGAGCUUGACGACAUCGCGGCAGGUGUGUCAAAAGCGCUCAAGGACGAACGCGUUGAAUCCGUGAGGUUUGAUGACUGCACGUCUUCGCGCGUAUUAGCUCAAAACGUCGCGGAUCGGUUGAACUUGAGCGAAGGGCCGCGCGCGUCGGUCGCUGUGAUGGCUGAGUUGGCGACGCCAGGAUCGACAGUCCUGUUUGCAUCGGCGCAAACGAUUGACGAUGUUUUAUCGCUUGCGUUGAACAUCGACGAGGAAUCAGGUUUGAAUGUGAGCUUCUCUCUCGGCGGCGUGACCAUUAUUGAUUUCGACGACUUAGGCGGCGGUGCGUGUGUAGCUUGUGUGAACGUCACGUCUCAUCUAACUUCGUAG